Molecule: messenger RNA, 1874 nt
Organism: Klebsormidium nitens
Lineage: Eukaryota; Viridiplantae; Streptophyta; Klebsormidiophyceae; Klebsormidiales; Klebsormidiaceae
Source: the annotation of a GenBank genome assembly
GCAUGGGCUCUUCGAAGUUGCGCCCCUCGCGUUGUGGCGUUGGCCCCACAUUGAGCACUUCGAACCCUUGAAACAUGUUACAGGGCUCACUGCAGCUGCGAUUGUGUCUGAUCGGUUUUGAGGAAGCGAAGGUGUGCCAACCUUUCAGAAUGCAAGCCUCUUGCACCGCGAAGAGCAGACAGUCUAGAAAGCUUUGCAUGCUGCGCAGACGAUCCUUAGGCAGAGUCGGACUUUGUCGUUCCGAUGGGGCCAGCAACUUUGAGCUCUCAGCUGAUUAGGCGAGUCAACCUCAGUGGUGUUUCUGCUCUGACGGCAGGACAAAGCUUCAGGUGCGGAAAGUCUGCUUCGAGAUCCCUUCCUCUUUCUUCAUCGUAUCCGAGCUCCCAAUCGAUUUGUGCAACUUCCAGAAAAGUUUCAGACUACAAGGAGCUGGGCUUUGUUCCAGCUGAUUUGAGCCAACAUAGAAUUAUAGGACACAGUGUGAGGAGAAACAUCACUUGCAUGGCUCGUCGUGGUGAAGACACUCUGACUAAGCCCCGUGAGAGCACAAACCCAAAGGACGAAGACAGACUGAAAAGCCUUUCUGGAACUGAGAGCCGCCCAGCCAUGAUGGAGGUCGAAGAUACCUCCCUGGGGUUCACCAACCGGUUGCUCAACGUAGUUGCACCGGUCACUAUUUUCGUGACGGUGGCUGUGACGUCACCGGUGCUGUUGGUCUGGAGGGGGGUGAAACAGCUGGCCAAUCGCCCCCUGGAUAUGCGGGACAAAGUGGUGGUGGUCACUGGGGCCAGCUCCGGGAUUGGGAUGCACAUCUCGUAUCAAUAUGCUGGGCUGGGGUCUCGCCUCGCGCUGGUCGCCCGGAGGGAGGAGAAACUAGAUGCAGUUGCUGAAGAAUGCAGACGUCGUGGCGCCCCCGACGUGUUGACUGUGCCGGCGGACCUAGGCACCCAGGACGGGUGCAGGGAAGCCGUUGAGCAAGCGGCGAAACACUACGGCAGACUUGAUUGCGUCGUGCUCAACGCCGGUGUGGCCCACAUUUACAAAUUCGAGGAGGUGCAAGAAACCGAGGGCUUCCGCUCGAUCAUGGACGUCAACUUUUGGGGAUACGUCUUUUGCGCCAAAUACGCGCUGAAGCACCUGCGCCAAACCGGCGGGCAGCUGGUUGUCAACGAUUCCAUCGCGGAAUUUGUGCCGGAGCCCAAUCUGAGCAUCUACAAUGCCUCCAAGGCGGCGGUGAGCCAAUUCUUCGAGACGCUCCGCCUCGAAGCAGGCCCGGGGAUCCCCAUAACCAUUUUCCAGCCGGGCGUCGUCAAGUCCGAGAUGACAGAUGGCAAGGUCAUACUGGCUGACGGGCGCUGGUCGUCGGCGGAAGAAGGGAGAGAACUGCGGAAGGAACCCGGGUUCGGUCUGUUCCCAGUCCUCCCCACCCCCGCUCUCGCCAAGGCCGCCGUCGCAGCCGCGCGGCGCAAAACCAUGCGAGCGGUGAUUCCGUCGUGGUACAAGAGCAUGCUUUUCCUGAGGCUCUUCUCCCCGGAGCUCUUUAUGGCGUCCCUGAGCUGGCUUUUCCGCGGGGAUCGCACCCCCGCAAAGGCGGCCCAGGAUAAGAUGGGGGGGGGCUUCAAGGCCCCGUCGGAUGCGGACAUGCGCGAGGGGGGUUACAGGAAAUCGGAAGAGUAGGUGGCGUUUUGCGAAGAGCAGCAAAGUCCUAUAGACCGACUACAGUCUAUACGGCUGCAUUGAUACUGCAUUGUUUCAGUCAUGUACAUACAAAAGAUGGACAGCGGUCGCGGAACGAAUAAUCUUGCUUACAAUGAGGAACUACACACUAUGUACACUAGGACGACGUACACCGAAUGCGACACUUUUGACCUGCA